Molecule: messenger RNA, 570 nt
Organism: Saccoglossus kowalevskii
Lineage: Eukaryota; Metazoa; Hemichordata; Enteropneusta; Harrimaniidae
Product: protein jagged-1b-like
Source: RefSeq, a predicted model, not a curated record
AUAUAACUGCAGGCAAUGUAUUCUACCAAAAUGAAGAUGACAGUACAUCUUUCAUAUUUCAACAAUGGAAAAUAACUGAAGAAGAUGUGGAAUUAAAUGAUACUACUAUUGUAGAAGUCGAAGUGACCUUUGGCAAUACAAUUGAACGCAGCAUUUGCAUCUGUCCACCUGGUUAUGAGGGCAUACAUUGUGAGAAAACUGUACAAGGAAAUACCGGACAUGUUGUAUCUGCCAUUACAUAUAAUAAUGGUGGAACAUCUGCCCUGACCUGUGAGAAUGGUGGAACAUCUGCCACGACCUGUCAGAAUGGUGGAACAUCUGCCACGACCUGUGAGAAUGGUGGAACUUCUGCCAUGACCUGUGAGAAUGGUGGAACUUCUGCCACGAUCUGUGAGAAUGGUGGAACAUCUGCCACAACAUGUGAGAAUGGUGGAACAUCUGCCAUGACAUGUGAGAAUGGUGGAACAUGUGCUGUGACUUGUAAGAAUGGUGGAACAUCUGUCACGACUUGUAAAAAUGGUGGAACAUCUGCCGUGACUUGUGAGAAUGGUGGAACAUCUGCCGUGACUU